Molecule: messenger RNA, 216 nt
Organism: Caenorhabditis briggsae
Lineage: Eukaryota; Metazoa; Nematoda; Chromadorea; Rhabditida; Rhabditidae
Exons: 1
Coding region: 1-216 (71 amino acids)
Source: RefSeq, a predicted model, not a curated record
AUGGUGACGUCAUCUACCGUAAUCGUGGAUAACAUUCCGGAAUCCAGAAAACGAAGUCGAAAUGCAAUGGAAAUGAUUGAGAGAAGAACAUCUGCUUCAUCUGCACUUGUCGGUGGAAAUCGUGCUGAUCGAACACAUCGUGCCAAUAGUUCACAGUCAAUGAUCGGAGAGAGAAUGCCACUAAAAGAGUUCCGAAGAGGGACAAGCUUCGUGUGA